AUGGCGAGCAGCUUCAACAAAAAGAAAGGCGAAAUUAAGCAGCACGAAGAGGCGUCAGCAUUGCAGAGCCAGCAGGCUGACGGUAGCCGUGAAGAUCAACAACUCCGCGACCACCAUCAGUCGGACCAGUACAACAUUCGCUGGUCAUUGCUCUUGUUAGUCUACUAUGCUUACUAUCACGUCACGGGCGUCAUCCUGAGCGAUCGUGCUCCCAUUAGCUACACCGUAGCAAGGAUGGUCAGCGGGUCGACUCCUGAGGCGCGUCUUUCGCAUUCGGAUUGGACUGUCCCAAAGCAGCAGCUAGGACCACAGCCAACAAGAGCAUGA
Molecule: messenger RNA, 327 nt
Organism: Symbiodinium sp. CCMP2592
Lineage: Eukaryota; Dinophyceae; Suessiales; Symbiodiniaceae
Source: the annotation of a GenBank genome assembly